Molecule: messenger RNA, 1191 nt
Organism: Ipomoea triloba (trilobed morning glory)
Lineage: Eukaryota; Viridiplantae; Streptophyta; Magnoliopsida; Solanales; Convolvulaceae
Product: NEP1-interacting protein-like 2
Exons: 5
Coding region: 151-915 (254 amino acids)
Source: RefSeq, a predicted model, not a curated record
UCCUUUUCUUUACUUCAUCCCUUUCUCUCCCGCGCACGCCCAUUUUUCCGGCGUCUCCCCCUUCCCGGCGGUCAACGAUAACCAAAAGGCUCCGUCGAUUAACCACUCAGCUCAUACUAAACAUUUGACCUUCACUUGUGUUGUGAUCGUAUGGAGCUGGUUCAUCACUGCCUGUGCGGCCAUGAUCGAGGCUUCUCUGCACAGGCUUGCGCUUCGUGCGGAUCGAUAUCUUUCCCGCCGGCGACUCUGGUCGGGUCUGGCCUGCCGGAUUUUCACGAAGAAGGCUCGAGGGACAGGGAAUUGACGCUUAAUCAGUACUUGCUGAGCUUGAUCACUUCUACGGCAUCUCUUGCUCUUGCAGUCAUCUUCGUAAUUGUUGGGGCUUUACUGGGUGCAGUGUUUGGUGCAUUAGCUGGUUGGGCUGCUAAAAGUGGGGUGUUUCGAGGAGCAGGACUCUGCACCAUUGCUGGGGCAGUACUCUCCUUAGAAGUGCUGGAGGCUUCUCAUGCUUAUUGGUGUUCAGAGUGUUGUGGUUCACAUAGGUCAUCAUCAUCAUCUUUGGUAGAUUUCAUAAAGGAGCUUCUCCAUCAUAGGUUUGUUGAUGGACAAUUCCAGCAGCCAGUGCUGAGACCUUAUGACCAGCAGGGCAUUAUUAACUCAAGCAGUGAUGACUACGGGGGCGAGGUUCCAUUGAGAGGCUUGUCAGGGGAUUCACUUAAAAAUCUUCCUUCUCAUGUGUUGACAAGUGAAGUGAAAGCAGCAGAUACCAUAUGCUGCACAAUAUGUUUGCAGGAUGUGAGAGUAGGGGAGACUGCAAGAAACUUGCCGCGCUGCAAUCACACAUUCCACUUGAGUUGUGUGGACAAGUGGCUGGCAAGACAUGCUUCAUGCCCUGUUUGCCGGAGAGAUGUUUAAUGAUUUAGGAUACGGUUUUGUAGUGAUAUGCCGCUUACAAGAUCUCAAUGAAUAAAACUCCUUAUAAGCCAGGAGAGAAUGGACCGAUGACCUAUCGGUCUGAACCAUUUUUUUAGACAAUAGUUUUUCUUGUUUUUCAUCACGGAGCAACUUAUUAUUAUGAAAGUAUGUAGAAAAUGAUUUUCUGUGUAUUAAUUAUGCAAUGAUAUGUAUAAAAGUACAAAUCCGAGUAGGAAUAAGGAAAUAUAAUUAAACUCAAUCAUUUGAUAUAUAGUA